UUCGAUCGGCUCCAUCUUUGCCGGGCGGUCCAUAGAAGUUUUCAAAUUAGACACAGAAAACCACGGAAAAUGGUCUCGCUCACUCACUCACUGAUAUCGUCUGGUCCUAGCUAGCAUGCCUAUAGUCGUCCGAGUAGUUAACAACAAGCUGUUGAAGCGAUUGAUCACUUCAAAGGCUGUGGGGGAGAAGGGAGGAGGAAGAAGACAACCACAUGCUAUUACUACUACUAUCAAUCCUCACUUAAGUGUGAGAGUGAGUGUGACUAGAUAGAUAGAUUCACAAGCGGACAAGCAGUGGAAGAAUGGCUUGUAGUUUCCACUUUGUUGCCUUUCUCCUCUUGCUCGUAUUCUUCUCCCUCUCUUCUGCUUCCGCAUCGGCCACCUCCGGGCACAGAACCGGCGGCAAUGUCACCGCUACCGCGACGCUGAGGCCAGGGCUCAAGCAGAGGAGGAUCAGGGCUCUCCUCAACAAGCUCAACAAGCCUUCUGUCAAGACUAUUGAGAGCCCAGAUGGCGAUUUCAUUGACUGCGUCCCGUCUCACCUCCAGCCUGCAUUUGACCACCCAAAGCUCAGGGGACAAAAGCCUCUGGAUCCACCGGGGAGGCCCAACAACUACAACUCUACCAUUCCCGGAGGGAGCAGAGCGGAUGCGGUGGUGGUGCAGGCGUGGCAUGCCACCGGCGAGGUUUGCCCCGAAGGGACGGUGGCGCUGCGCCGGACGACGGAAAGAGAUCUGCUCAGGGCCAGCUCCCUCAGGAGGUACGGCAGGAAGCCGGCACGCCGGAGUACUCGGCGUGAUUCCACCAGCAGUGGGCACGAGCAUGCAGUUGGGUAUGUGAAUUCUGAGAAAUACUAUGGAGCCAAAGCUAGUGUUAAUGUGUGGUCGCCCAGGAUAGGUGACCCCUCUGAGUUCAGCCUGUCACAGAUCUGGGUCCUCUCUGGCUCCUUCGGCAAUGAUCUCAACACCAUUGAAGCUGGAUGGCAGGUAAGCCCUGAGCUGUAUGGAGACAGUAGUGCCAGGUUCUUCACUUACUGGACAACUGACGCGUAUCAAGAGACGGGGUGCUACAACCAUAACUGCCGUGGGUUUGUCCAGACGACCAACAAGAUCGCCAUCGGGGCAGCUAUCACGCCAGAAUCGGUGUACAAUGGAAGGCAGUUUGACAUCACUCUGAUGAUAUGGAAGGAUCCCAAGCAUGGGCACUGGUGGCUGGAGCUCGGGCCCGGCGUCGUCGUGGGCUACUGGCCGUCAGGCUUGUUCACCCACCUGGUGCACCACGCGAGGAUGGUGCAGUUCGGCGGCGAGAUCUUCAAUGCAAGGCCGACGGGAUCUCACACGGCGACGCAGAUGGGCAGCGGGCACUUCCCCGGCGAGGGGUUCGACCGCGCCGCCUACUUCCGGAACCUGCAGGUGGUGGACUGGGACAACAGCAUCAUCCGGGCGUCCAACCUGAAGCUCCUCGCUGACCAUCCCGGGUGCUACGACAUCCAUGGAGGGUUCAACAGCGACUGGGGCACAUACUUCUACUAUGGAGGGCCAGGGAGAAACGUGAAAUGCCCCUGAGCUGACAUUUUUGGGCUCUUGCUGUUUGUUUGUUGGUUUUGUUUGUUUGUUUGUUAGUAAAAUCUUUUGUGAUACUAGUAGAUUCUACUAGGAUGUGAUUGUUAGUCCUUAGAUCUUUAACUCCUGGAUGCAUAUGAAGCACUUGAGAGGAAUCUGUAAAUUUUGAGGUGUACCCGUUUUUCUGUGCAGUCCAUUUAUGGAGUAGCGCCCUUCUGGAUUGA
Messenger RNA from Lolium perenne, 1786 nucleotides. RefSeq names its product protein neprosin. NCBI's taxonomy places the organism in Eukaryota, Viridiplantae, Streptophyta, Magnoliopsida, Poales, Poaceae. The record is from RefSeq and is a predicted model, not a curated record.